AUGCGAAAGGACCUGUUCAAUGAGAAGCACCUUCGAGACCUUCCUUGCGGCAAAGGCAUGGCGCAUGCAGACAGCAGUGACGACGAGGAGGCCUCUGACUCCAACCCCGUGGUCCUCGAGAGUGCGGUUGGGAUUCGGAACCUGUCCCUGGAGAGAGAGACUGCUCGCUCGCUGCUGCAGCAGGCGCGCGAAGCAACGGCCGCCGCACAGAAGCAGGUGGACAGCGGUCCGGAGGCGGCGUUGCUGCAACGCCUUCAAAUAAAGCAGAUGGCGCUCAGUUCAGAGCUCAAGCAGCGGGAGCAGGACCUACAGGCUGCCAAGCGAAGGGAACGAGCAAGCGGAGGAGUCUUCAGCGGUGGCGGCCUCGCGGUGGGUCGAAAAGUCCGGGUUAAGCAAGCUGACCGUUUUGGCCGAGCUUUUCCUGCAGGAGGGAUAGAGGACUGGGUCUGGGUGUGCCUCUUAUUUGGCUUAAGGUCCACAUUCAGCAUGCGGCUUGUGGCUUCAGUCUUUUCGUCUGCCAUGAUGCUGUCUUGGAAGCACUGGGCUCCCCUGUUCCUGGUCGGUGCGGUAGCUCGGAACCGCACAGAGUCCUGCGAGGACAUGGACAAAGAAGCCAUGUCCUGCCUACAGACCCGACAGGGACAAAAAGUCAUGAGUUCAAGCAGUGCUUGUGAUUGCGUGUACACCAUCCAGUCUGGGGAUACCUGCUGGGCAAUUUCCAAAGACUAUUUCGGGGUGGAGUACCCGGAUAUCCAGGUGAUGAGCACCGGGGAGACUUGCCCGGAUGCCGCCUUAUAUGUCGGCGACCAAGUAUGCGUUACCGGCCCCACCAAAGGCAAGGAGAAGUGCGAGGGUGGAAGUCCCGACUGCGUCUACAUUGUGCAGUCCGGGGACUCGUGUUGGGCCAUGUCAAAGGAGAUCUUUGAUGUGCCUUAUGAGUCGAUUACGAACAUGCAGACCGGCGAAAAAUGCCCGGACUGCGCUGUGAAUGUGGGUGAUCAGAUGCAGAUCGACAACCCACAAAAGGGCCAAGACAAGUGCGAAGGCCCAACCCCCACAUUUCCGCCAAGCCCGGGACGUUGUGAGUGGCCGGAGAACUUCCAGACGGAGCUGUACUGGAUGCCCUACACCGAGAAGGAUGCGCUUCCCUCUGCCGAUAUCCUGAAGCGCGUGACCAAGGUGAUCAUGGCCUUCGUUGGGACCUAUGCGUACACCAAGGAGUCGCAGUGGCAGGAGUACAAGUGCGAGUCCAGCUGCACCUUCCCGAAAGUCUGGCCCUUGGUCAGCAAGGGCCAGGAGUGGGCAACGCAGAUGAAAGCCAUGAACUCCAACCUCGAAGUGACGAUCUCCUUCGGUGGCUGGAACCAGGGCCCUGGAGACCAGAACCUGGACUGCUACGAAUUCUCCGGCUGCUAUGCCGAUGUUAACGGCCUAGCGGACGAGCUGGCGCAACUCAACGGUGGAUCCAUCGAUGGCAUUGACCUGGAUUACGAAAUGUCUGAAGACCUUUCGUCUGGCACAGGUGUCACCUUCCUCGGCUUGCUGAGCAAAGCGCUGCAAGAUCGCGGCGUUCAUGUCUCUCAGGCGCCCCAGCCGCCGUACUUCGACACUUCCGGCCCAGGCGGCGGCUCCUACACGAAGCUCUUGCAGGAGUACCCCGGGUGCAAGAAGGACGUCAUGGCGAUCCAGUAUUACAAUAACCCGAAUUUUGCCAUCGGCCUAGACGAUGACAACAUCGCGAUAAAUUACUGGGGUGCAGUGGAUGACAUGGGCGGCGACGCCUCCAAGGUGCUCUUGGGCCUCUGCUUCGUCGACUGCAAUGAUGGCUUCAGGGCCUACGACCCCAGCUUCCCAGCGAAGAGCCAGACCUUGGCACCCAACUUGCUCAAAAACGUAAUGUCCAAGGGCAUUGGCUUCGGUGGCAUCAUGAUCUGGGCGAACCCUCAGUCGAAGAAGAGCAGCAAGUGCAAGGAUGCUAGUGGGAAGGAUGACGGCUGCUUUCCCCAGAUGCCGGCAUGGCUGGACACCAUCUGCUACUCCGUGGGAGGCACGCCAGCUCCCACACCACCACCGCCGCCCGUGCCGGAGGAUGGAUACAACGGGCAGUUCAUGAUCCCAGCACAGUGGGGCUCAUCGUCCUGGAAAUACAAAGGCCCCAAGGGGCCAAUUGGCAUCUGCUUCGGUGGUGCCAGCGUCAUCCAGAUAAACACCGACGCCGGAUGUGCCCCAGGUGGUGAUACGUACCAAGUGACUGUGGACAUGUUGACGAAGGGCGGGCAGAAGUUCUACGAUUUCGGAGGGGGCGACCCUGACAAAAAGCAGUGGUACACCGAAGAUCUCCUGGCCAAGCUGAAUGACUACAUGGACACGCUCGUCGGAAGCUAUGAGGGCAUCUUCUAUGACAUCGAAACCUUCCCGAAGGACUUUAACCCAACAACCAUGAAGAGUGCCCUGGACCUCUCCUUCUCCAUGGCCAAGUCCAAAGGAUUCAACAUUAUCGCUAGUACUUCGUACACAUCACCUUACACGCCCUCAGGCUAUCCAAGCGACUACCAGCAGCGCGCCGACGAGGUGUGGAAGCAUGUCAUGGCGAAUCCGGACAUCGACAUCUUUGCGCCGCAGUUCUACAGCAACGGCAAGACGGCUGACAUCCGAGAGACCAGCGGUAGCUCCGUGAAGUUCACGACGUGGACCAGCACCAUCCAGGAUUCCUCCGGAAGGAUCCGCCCCAUUUUGAAGGCGUACUCCUGGCAAUACUACGAGAACCAGGUGGCUCAGAUGGAGCAGAAGUGCAAGAGCAUACCCGAUGAGUUUUGCCAAGGUGGCUAUCUCCUCUGGGGUGGCCCUUGA
Symbiodinium sp. CCMP2592 is the source of this 2850-nucleotide messenger RNA. The record is from the annotation of a GenBank genome assembly. Lineage: Eukaryota; Dinophyceae; Suessiales; Symbiodiniaceae.